CAGAUACCAAGUUGAAGUUCAGAGUUUGAAACUGGAUGAUGAUUCAGUUAUAGAAGGAGUCAGUGACCAAGUACUUGUGGCAGUUGUGGUCAGUUUUGCUUUGAUUGCUACCCUGGUAUAUGUACUUUUCAGAUGAAUUUAAAAAGUACUUAUAAUUUGAACAAAAUUACAACACAGUCUGAGUAUCAGAGUAAAAAAGUGUAAUUGUCAUAAUUGAGUCCAUCAACUUGCAGGAAAGUCCAUCAACUUUUAUAGAAAUGCACAUCAAAACAUUCAUCCAGAAAACCAAGAGCUAGUAAGGGUGCUUCGGGAGCAACUUCAAACAGAACAGAUGUAAAAUCUGAUGAUUCUACUCCAUUGACUAUUCCAUUAAGCAUAACUGAACAUAAGAGUCAUUUCAACCCCAAGUGUGCCAUGUAUCUGGAUGUUUUCUCAUCAGGAUGCACCCGCUGCUGCCCGGCAGCAGUUCUACACUGACAUGUACUGUCCAAUCUGUUUACAUCAAGCCUCCUUCCCUGUUGAGACAAACUGUGGACAUCUUUUUUGUGGUACUUGCAUUAUUGCAUACUGGCGAUACGGUUCAUGGCUUGGGGCAAUCAGUUGCCCAAUCUGUAGACAAACGGUAACUUUACUACUACCAAUAUUUGGUGAAAAUGACCAGUCUCAGGAUGUUUUGCCACUGCAUCAAGAUAUUAAUGAUUAUAACCGGAGAUUCUCAGGUCAGCCUAGAUCUAUUCUGGAAAGAAUUAUGGAUCUACCCACUUUACUGAGGCAUGCAUUCAGGGAAAUGUUUUCAGUCGGGGGCCUUUUCUGGAUGUUUCGUAUCAGGAUAAUACUUUGUUUAAUGGGAGCUUUUUUCUAUCUUAUAUCACCUCUAGAUUUUGUACCUGAAGCCUUGUUUGGAAUCUUAGGAUUUCUAGAUGAUUUCUUUGUCAUCUUUUUGUUGCUAAUCUACAUCUCUAUUAUGUAUCGAGAAGUGAUAACACAGAGACUAAACAGAUGAAAAAACAAUUUACUAAAAUAUUUGAGUAUGUAAAACUAAAGACCCACAGCGGCAUUUCAUGAUUAUCCUAUGUACCUGAAACCACAACAUGACAAAAACUUGAUUAUCACUUUGCAAAUGCCUGGAUAAUAUAUGACUGGAAUUUUUACAUGUUGCAGGUUCUAUUAUUAAGGUUCGAACUGUAAUCACUUAGAACUGUAUCUUGAUUCUGUGUUGUCUGUAAAAUCUCUGGGGGAAAUGUGAAAUUUAUUUUUUGAAUUUUGUGGGGGAGGAUUGGGCCACACCUAGCAAUGCUCAGGGGUUAUUACUGGCUAUGCACUCAGGAAUCACUCCUGGCAGGGCUCGGGCUCCCAGAGAUCAAACCUGGUUGGCAGUGGGCAAGGCAAGCACUCCACCUGCUCUAUCUCUCCAGCCCCUAAAAGGGAUGCUUUUAUAUAAUUUUAUUUUCCCCAAAUUCUCUCACAUUAAUUGGAUGCAUACUAAAAUAGUAAGAAUAUACACCUUGUCUAUUUUUCUUCCUUUGGUUAUCAACCUAUAUAAUAUAUAUUGCUAUAACAUUCAUUUAAAUAUUUUGACAAUAAAGCCUUAUACAAUAUUGAGGUAAAAUAUUUUAGUGCAGUUUUGUGCAUUCAGAACAGUUCUGCUUUUUUGAUAUUCUUUUCAGCUGAAAUUGAAAUUAGAACUGAUUUUACCUUCUGGUUUACAGAAAAAAAUUUCACCAAUGGAUAUUACAUUUAUUUCAAAUCAGCAUAUUUGAUAUUUAGAGCUUGGUAUUUUAUGAGAAUAAUAAAUUGGUAAAAGGGAAAUUUUAGGAACCUGGGUAAUAUUGCAAACACAUCAUAGUUUCAUGCAUAUCUGAGAAAAAUAGAUCUUCAUGGUUUUGAGCAUCACAAGUAUUGGGAGGGAACUAGGAACACUUUUAUUUAAAUCUGACAAGAGAAAUGACUGGGGAGCUGUCCCAACAAGUGGGCAAAUAUGGUUGGUUUUCUCUUGUUGGCACACUUUGUUGAAACUAUCCCUAGAGGGUGGCAUAAAGCCUCGUUUAUUCAGGUCUUCUGCUGACUGAGAAAAUGUUGCAUGAGGUGAUUCAACUGGAAAGUUAAGUUGGUUGUUAGAUGGUUAGAGCCCUAAGUAUGUACAUUUCUCUUCUGUGAUUUUCUGUUUGAAAAGACUCAAAAUGGUCAGUAUUAUGAAUCCCAAAUUCUCUCUACUGGUAUUGUUCAUUAGUGAACUGGCCAGCAAGGUUGCCCGGCACAGGUGUCAGUGUUAGCUCUGUCACCUGCAUGAAUAGUCCUACUAUCCAUUUGUGUAUUCGGGAGUCUCACAUGUACAGUUGGGGAGGAAAAAACCAAGAACAUUAGUUAUCAGAUUAACUUAAAUAAUGAGACGAUAAAGCUUCAUAACCAUGUUUUCUAAAUUGGACCUAGGAUAAAGUUGUUGAUGUGGGGGAAAACAAUAAUGCUAAAUUAUAACAAUGAUAAUAAAAGCAGUUUCUUGAUUUUUUUUAGUCUGAAGACAAUAUUGUGAAAAAAGGGUCAGGGGCCAGAGUGAUAGUACAGCAGGCAGGGCAUUUGCCUUGCAUGUGGCUGACCAAAGUUCAGUCCCUGGCAUUCCAUAUGGUACCCCCAAGCACUGCCAGGAGUAAUUCCUGAGCAUCGCUGGGCACGUGACCCAAAAAGCAAAACCAAACAAAAAAAAGGUAGGGUCUCACCUUUUUAAUAAAUGACAUUCUUAUAUUUUAUAGAUAAAAGGUGUUUCUGCCUAUAGGAGGUGGGAGAGAUAGUACAGAAGGUAGGGCAUUUGCCUUGCACCCUAUGAGGACCCUUGAGCUAGCCAGGAGUGAUCCCUGAGCACAGAGCAAGGAGUAAGCCUUGAUAAUGUAGAGUGUGGCCCCUUUACACCCCUCUCCCCAAAGUUUUUUUUUUUUUUGGUCUGAAACCACACACAAAUUAGGUGACUAAAGUGCUUGUUAUUAAAUUUACUUGGAUUUUUAAAAUGGAUUGUUAGGCUGAAAAUUGAGAAAAAUCUUUGGUGGUCUUUGGUGACAUGAGGAUGAUGCCUGAAGAGGCUGAGAAAGAUAACAUAUCAGGCUUUCAUGAUUCUUGAGUCUGUAAUUUGUAAUCAAAUGUCUACUGGGAUAGCAUGCUUUAAUAGAAAACCAUUUUAGCUGCAGUUACCAACUUAAAAACUUAAUGGACGGCUGAGGACUUUGUACAGAGUGGAAACACACUUCCUACCAGUUACAAAUGUGAUAUGAGGCAACAGCAAUAUCACUUUUAGAAAGGAUAUAAUUUUCUGUGCAUGUGUUCUGCUUCAAAUUCUACAUUUCUUGUUAUAAUUUUAUUGUAAUGUUUGGAAAUCCUUGUAGCUUUAUUGGUAGAGGUGUAUUAUACCAAAUUUUGUAAUAAAACACUGUGUGAUCUAAAGUUUCAUUAAAAUAAGGAGAUAUGCUGACAUUUCAGGAUUUUAUAACUCCUUAUUAUCUUAACUGAUCGUGCAUAGAAGGAAUCUGACAGUAUUUAAAGUGAAUCAGUAUUUGAAAAUACAAUAAUACUUCUAAUUCAGUUAGCCGAAUUAUAUAAAUCAAAGCCAACAAUAUAAGCUUUUGUAAACAAUACUGUACUUUUUCAGUGUUGCAACCCAGAGCAGAUAAUUUGGAACUCCAUGGAGAACAAUGAGAAAAAAACUGUUCUAAAUGCCUGCUACUCCAGUUAGUGUGAGAGAAACAGGGAAAAAAGGGUUGUGUUGGUUCCCAAGCCCUGUGUCAUACCUGCUUCAGAGUUGUUGCAAAGGAUUGACAGAUUAUGAUUUAAGAGUUUGUCAAGCAAUUAUUCUCUGAAUAAAAGCAACAUCUAAA
Molecule: messenger RNA, 3860 nt
Organism: Sorex fumeus (smoky shrew)
Lineage: Eukaryota; Metazoa; Chordata; Mammalia; Eulipotyphla; Soricidae
Gene: RNF170
Product: ring finger protein 170
Exons: 7
Coding region: 425-1003 (192 amino acids)
Molecular function (GO): ubiquitin protein ligase activity
Source: RefSeq, a predicted model, not a curated record